AUGCAACCCAUUGCAAGUGGACAAUGGAGAAACCAAACUGUUGUCACCGUAUUCAUCCUCCUGGGAUUUGGGGAACUCCCACAACUUCACAUUCUUUUUUUCCUAGUGUUUCUGGCCAUCUACCUCAUGACCAUGACUGGAAACAUCCUCAUUGUUCUGCUUGUGGUGGCUGAUCAUCACCUUCAUACUCCCAUGUACUUCUUCUUGGGAAACUUGUCGUGUCUGGAGAUAUGUUACACGUCUACUGUUAUCCCUCGGAUUUUGGGCAGCUUUCUGACUGGAGACAAAACCAUUUCCAUUAUUGGAUGUCUGGCUCAGUUGUAUAGCUUUGGCAUCUUGGCAGCCACUGAAUGUUAUCUGUUAGCUGUGAUGUCUUAUGAUCGAUAUAUAGCAGUAUGCAAACCACUUCAUUAUUCAGUUUUUAUGAAUACCAGGAUUUCUAUCCAGCUAGCUACAUAUUCCUGGGGGAGUGGCUUCCUGGGCAGCACUGUAGUCAUUGCAUUAACAUCUAAUUUGUCUUUUUGCAAAUCCAAUGAAAUCGAUCAUUUCUUUUGCGAUUUCCCACCCCUGAUCAAGCUUGCUUGCAGUGAUACAAGUCUUGCAGAAAUAGCACUAUCUGUGGUUUGUAGCAUUAUAUCGGUAUUCCCCACUGCCUUAACUCUGACCUCUUACAUUUGUAUCAUCAAUGCCAUCCUGAGAAUUCCAACAAAUACAGGGAAGCAAAAGGCCUUUUCCACCUGUUCCUCUCACCUAAUAGUUGUUACUAUAUUUUAUGGAAGUCUCCUUGCUGUAUACUUGGUUCCUUCUUCCAAGAACUUGAACAAAAUCAUCUCGGUCUUCUAUACUCUUCUGACACCGUUAUUUAACCCACUCAUCUACACCCUAAGAAAUAAAGAAGUGAACAGGGCCUUGAGAAAAUAUCUCAAUAAAUUAAUCUCUUUCACUUGA
This is a messenger RNA of Euleptes europaea (tarantolino), 948 nucleotides long. Its product is annotated as olfactory receptor 11A1-like. The record is from RefSeq and is a predicted model, not a curated record. Gene Ontology annotation, biological process: G protein-coupled receptor signaling pathway. Gene Ontology annotation, cellular component: membrane. The coding region runs from base 1 to 948 and encodes 315 amino acids. NCBI's taxonomy places the organism in Eukaryota, Metazoa, Chordata, Lepidosauria, Squamata, Sphaerodactylidae. Gene Ontology annotation, molecular function: G protein-coupled receptor activity; olfactory receptor activity. The transcript has a single exon.